AUGGGCAGUUGCCAGCCCCGACAACUGGGCCCCGUGAACAAGAUGCAGGGCCGCCGCGCCCUCAUGCGCAAGACCAACUUGCGCUCGGCGCAGCUGAUGGGCUUCGCCGCGGACCAGAGCUACGGCAUCAACCGCGCGAAGAACCCCGAGGUGCUCUGGCCCUGGUGGCACGAGAUCAUGCGCAAGAAGGAGAACGGCGAGAUCCCGAUGGACAUGCCGGGCUACAUGCUCACCAAGUACCGCAAUGAGUCCGAGCAGCGCUGGAGCGCGGAGAAGGAGGAGAAGUUCGGGGAGUUCAUGAACGCCAUGAGCGCGGAGGAGGACCGCUCCUGGCUGCUGGGCGGCUCAGUCUCGGAGCCCGCCGCGUCGCAGGGCGCCGCGCGCCGCGCCCGCGGCGGGGCCGCGGCUGGCGCCGAGAGGGAGGAGGCGCAGGGCGCGUGGCAGCGCCUCGGCGCGGAGCUGCGGUGGCAGCGCCUGGGCGCGGACUUCCCGGAGCUGCCGCCGCCGUUCUGGCUGCCGCGCGUGCAUCGGGCCAACUCGGACAACCUCCGCAGCGGCCCCACGGGCACCUCGCGCCGCUUCAUGUGGCGCCCUCAACAGCGCGCCGCCAGGGGGGCCGCCAAGCCGGAGAGGCUCGGGCCAGAGGAGCUCCUGGAGGAGGUGGAGCUGCAGCGCUGCGAGACGGCGAGGGACCUGCGCAUGAGCAGGGAGACGUGCUGCCGGAGAGAGUUGAUGGAGAACUGCCUCGACGCCGGGAGCCAGCACAUCGCCAUCACGGUGAAGGGCGGGGGCCUGAAGAUGCUGCGGAUCGAGGACGACGGCCACGGCAUCCGGGCCGCAGACAUGCCGAUCUUGUGCGAGCGCUUCACCACCUCCAAGCUGCGGAAGUACGAGGACCUCACCAGCAUCGGCACUUUCGGAUUCCGCGGGGAGGCGCUCGCGUCCAUCAGCCACGUCGCGCACGUGACCGUCACGACGAUGACGGCCGCGGACUCCGCCGCCCGCGUGGCGCAGUACACGGACGGCAAGCUCACAAGCCCCGUGCGGCCGUGCGCGGGCACCCGCGGCACCACGAUCGUCGCGGAGGACUUCUUCUACAACAACCCGACGCGGCGGCAGGCGCUGAGCAAGGACAGCAUCGAGCACAACAAGGUCCUGGAGGUCAUCCAGCGCUACUCGCUGCACUAUCCCGCCGUCUCCUUCAGCUGCCGCAAGGCCGGCGGCGCGGUGGCAGAGCUGCACACUCCGGGGCCAGGGGCUCCCGGGGAGCUGCCCUCGACGCGCGACGUGGUCAGCGUGAUCUACGGCCAGGGGCUGGGGCGGGAGCUGUUCCCGUUCGAGUUCAGCUCUGCGGAGUACAAGUUCUCCUUCAGGGGGCUGGCCACUGGGCCGAACUGGACCUCCAAGAGCGGCACCUUUGUGCUGUUCAUCAACAACAGGCUGGUGGAGUGCAGCCCACUCCGGCGCGCGAUAGAAAGCGUCUACGCUCCGGUCCUGCCCCGCCACCAGCACCCUUGGGUGUACCUGGCGCUCGAGCUGGACGCCGCGACGCUGGACGUGAACGUGCACCCGACGAAGAACGAGGUCCAGUUCCUGAACGAGGGGCAGAUCGCGGAGAGCCUGCAGGAGGCGCUGCAGACCCAGCUGCACAAGCAGGGCGGCUCGCGGACGUUUGCCCCCAUGCCCGCCCUGAGCGGCAGCGCCCCCGCGGCUGCGGCGCCUGGUGGCGCUGGCGGCCAGCUUGGCGGAGCCGGUGGCGGCGGCGGCGGCGGCGGCCCGCUCGCGGCCACUGCCGGGGCCAGGGAACCGCCGCACGCAGCGGGGGCGCAGAAGCCUGGGCCGAAGAAGGUGGAGCUGAACCCGGUGCGCGUGCGCACGGACCACAGGCAGCGCUCGCUCGAGUCGCUGCUGCGGGCCGCGCCGGCCGCGGCGGGCGGGGAGGCCGGCGCCGGGCCGAUGGACGUGGACGCGGGGCAGGACCGCGCCGCCAUCUUCGAGGAGGCACAGAACCUCGCCUCCAUCCAGGAGCUGAGGGCCGCGGUGGCCGUGGCUGCCUCCGCGGACGGGGUCCUCUCCCAGAGGCUCAACACCUCCGUGUACGUGGGGCCAGUCGAUCACGAGCUCGUGCUACUGCAGUGCGGCUCCGCCCUGUGCCUGGUGAACCUCGUGGCCGUCGCGCGCGAGUUCGCCUACCAGCGGCUGCUGCGGCUCUUCGGCGGGCCCGGCUGCAUCAGCCUGAAGAGGCCGCUACCGCUGCAGGAGACGCUCAGGCUGGGCGUCCUCGACCCGGAGUCGGGCUACGACCCGGCCGUGCACGCCGCCGUCGACGUCGACAAGCUCGCGGCGCGCCUCGCGGGAGUCCUGGAGGCCAAGGCGGAGCUGCUCUCCGAGUACUUCAUGCUGGAGCUGUGCGACGGCUCCCUGCUCAGCGUGCCGAACGCCCUCGGGCUGACGUCCGAGGCCGGCCUCAGCUUCGAGGGUCUGCCCCUCUUCCUGCUGCGGCUGGCCGCCGAGGUGCAGUGGGUGGAGGAGAAGAGCUGCCUGAACCAGCUGUGCCGCAUGGUGGCCGACUUCUGUGUCGAGAUGCUCGCCCCCGGCAGGGAGGAGGCCGAGGCGGCGCAGGGCUGCUCCAAGGCGGACAUGGCCGCUGGCGUCAACGCCGAGAUGGAGGCGGGCGGGUUCGAGGACGUGGUGCAGGCAGCCAUGGCUGCUAAACGCAAGCGCCAGCGGACGGGCACCAACAAGCCGCUGGAACAGCUGCAGUGGCUCCACGAGGCCGUGCGGCGCGACUCGUCGUGCCAGUGGCCCGCCGCGCUCGCGAGGGACGGCACGGUGUUGGAACUCGUGGCCCUGGAGCAGCUCUAUCGCGUCUUCGAGCGCUGUUGA
Prorocentrum cordatum is the source of this 2886-nucleotide messenger RNA. The record is from the annotation of a GenBank genome assembly. NCBI's taxonomy places the organism in Eukaryota, Dinophyceae, Prorocentrales, Prorocentraceae.